UGCUUUCUCACACCUGUCAAAAUAGUUAUGAUGGUAAUUUUGUUGUAAACCUAGAAACACUGUUCGAAGAAAAUAGAUAUUGGAAGAACUGAUAAAUCUGUUACUGUUGAUGAAAGUGAAAACCAUUCUCUUCUCAGUAGUGAUAUUGAUAAUAACGUUAUUCAGUAACUUUAUAUAUAUUAGGGGUAGUAAUUCUAAUACUUGUUGCCUGAGGAAAGGUAAAUUCCAGUGACGUUAUAACUUAUGAUCCAGGAUUACUACUUAGCUGUAAUGUUAAUUUUUUUCCUUCUGGUGCUUUUUCAUAGUUUUGCUUGUGCCAGAAAGUAAUAUCAUUUGUUUCAGCCGAGAAAGGAGCUCAUCUUUGUAAUUUUGUUAUCUGCACCAGCCACUUCACCAUCUUCCCAAUGUGGAAUUGUAGCUCUUUGUUAUGCAGAAGGGAUAUGGGUGAAACAGUUUUUGCUGACAUUGCCCAACCUCAAAAACCAUAUAGCAUCUAUUAAUUCAAACCAUUUUUAAAGAAUGAUGAACAGUUUAUCUCAGUCAAACAGUGAAGUGUCGACGACUGAGAGAACCCGGAGACCAAUGGAGACUGCCGAUUCUCAACCAAUGGUCACUGACCAACCAAGCACCGAUUGGGAAAAAAGUGAGCAAGAGAAAAAACACUUAACCCAAGCCUUUCAAGCCAAGGGAGAAGGAGCACAGGCAGUAGCCUCCAUGUACGGUCGACUAGUUACCCAAGAUCAACUAGUUGCAAUGGGUUCGGGGUCUCAGGGAUCUGCAGAAGAGGAUGCAGCAACGUUGCAGCCCGCGGUUCUAACAAAAGGUCGCGAUCCCAGCACCACUCCUCUACGCAAGCUCAGUGUUGAUCUUAUAAAAACUUAUAAACAUAUCAAUGAUGUAUAUUAUGCAAAGAAGAAACGUAGAGCUCAGCAGGGCCAAGGAGAGGAUACUGAUACUAAGAAAGAACGGAAAGUAUAUAACGAUGGGUUUGAUGAUGAGAAUCACGACUAUAUUGUCAAGAUCGGUGAGAAAUUCACGGAUCGCUACGAAAUCGAUUCACUAAUUGGAAAAGGGUCCUUUGGACAGGUUGUUAAAGCCUAUGAUUCUGAAGAUCAUUGCUUUGUUGCCAUAAAAAUUAUUAAAAACAAGAAACCAUUCCUGAAUCAAGCUCUCAUUGAAGUCAGACUUUUAAAUUUAAUGAACAAUUACGAAGGGAAGAGAGGUUAUUGUCCGAUGGAAAGGAAAAAAUUGAUCUACCAAUAUAUUCAGAGUAGGUUUUACCGAUCCCCAGAAGUUCUUCUUGGAAUUUCUUAUGACAUGGCCAUUGAUAUUUGGAGUCUAGGCUGUAUUCUUGUAGAGAUGCAUACUGGAGAACCUUUAUUCAGCGGUACAAAUGAGGUAGACCAGAUGUGCAAGAUUGUCGAAGUUCUUGGGAUGCCACCUAAACACAUUUUAGAUCAAGCCCCGAAAUCUCGCAAGUUCUUUGACAAACAUCCGGACGGAAACUACUUUUUGAAACCGUCUAAAGAUGGAAAAAAAUACAAAUCUCCAGGAUCACGUCGUCUUCAAGACAUAUUGGGCGUUGAGUCGGGAGGACCAAGUGGAAGAAGACUAGGUGAAGCUGGUCACAGUGUUUCUGAUUAUCUCAAAUUUAGAGAUAUGAUAAUAAGGAUGUUAGAUUUUGAUCCCAAAACUCGUGUUGUUCCCUAUAAUUGUCUACAGCACAGUUUCUUCAAGCGUACGUCAGACGAGAGCACCAACACAGCUCACAGUCCACCUACUGAGCAGGGUAUUGUUUGUAGUCCAGGAGCUGGUCCGGGAGGGGGCGAGGGAUCAGAAUCUAGCCCUGAUAGCCCAAGUAAGACUCAUUUGCCACUUGUAGGACAUGUUAAGACGAGGGAAUUAGAAGUGUGACUUUUUAAUAGAAACAUCAACGUGCCUCGCUUCCUGCCAGUGUUAACAUACUCCUUCAAGUGACCGAAAGAGAAGGAAACUCUAUGUUCCCACAGUGCCAGCUAAAUGGUGGUUCAAAGUACAAAGAUGCAGAGGUGGAGAUAACAGAUGACGAGGUUAAAGUUCGAUUGUUUGGAACCAAUGACACGAUGAGUUGAUGGAGCUAAGAGCAACAAAUUUCAUUCGAUUACAAUAUGGAACUAGCCCGACAAAGUCUUAUCGAAGUGCCUUUUGUUAUUAUGACAUCACCUCAACAACAAGAGAACACUGGUCUUUUUUAUAUAUUAGCUCCAUGUACUCCAUGAAAGAAGGUUUGCUGAGUAUUUAUAAAACUAGGCAUGAAAAGCAAAUUACUGUGAAAUUGAAUUAAUUCAGAUUCUCACUUUUGUGUUAUUUUCCGUUCUGCUAAAUCUUUCAUAUAUAACUAUUAUAUAUGUAUAUUGACUGAGUUUGACAGUUUGGUUCCACGAGUGUUGAAAAGGAAGUGUGGCGUUGUUUUGAGAAAAAUGAUUUAAUAAGUUCGAUAAAGAUGUAGUGGUGUCUGGAGCUGUGGGACAGGUGACAACAGUAGUGACCUUUUGUAUUCGUAUUUUUAUUAGUCACCUAUUGUUGUUUUACUGACCUAGGCUGCGAACUAUACGUAAGAAAGACUGAGUCAACAAAUUUGCCAUUACUGAAGGAGAUAUAUGGCAGAGAACAAUGUUAACUCAGGCCGCUACUGACUAAACCACAGAUGCCUUAUAUUGUGUAACAGGACGUGUAUAUGUUUGUGUGAUGUGUGUCUAUGUUCUCGUCCAAUUUUUUAUUAUUAUUAUUUAUAUUAGAAACUAGAUAUUUAUAUUCUUGGUUAAUUUUAGAACCCAGUAUAAACGGUUACCUUAUGUUCUUUGAAGAUAUUAUAUUCAUGCAAUAGCACUUAAUACAGCUAAUUAACCAUAAUCAUCUUGAAUUUUCGUGACAUUAUUAGUGUCUCUUUGAGCGGCUUAUUUCCUCAAAUAUCAAUUUUAGCAUCAUCGCGACAAGUAAAAUCGGGAGGAACGUAUCGGGUAUUUAAAAUGCUUAAAGCCCUUUGUUAUGUGAAACUACUUUCAGUAGAGUACAAUUUAUCGAGUCCUUAUAAUUCAGGAACCACAAACACCGAUUUUAUAUCGUUAAGGGAGAAUUUAUACUUAGGUAACCAGAUCUAUAAAGGUGGCCGCAAAAGUCUGCAUACUUGAGCAAAAUAUAUUGUGUAACCAUAACACUUUUUUGUAUACUACGACAUGAUUAUCUAGAGAAGUGACAAUAAGUUCUGCUGGUUUCAUUAGUUUUUGUUUUUCAUUCAAAGUAGCAUGAUAGAUUUGGAAUAUUUUUUUAUGUCUGGAAUAUAAGUCUAUAGAAUCAUUCAGAAAAAAUCCAAAGUUCAACUGAAAACAUGACAGUAAUAGUUUCAUAUUUGUUCUGCGGAAAUUUCGUACCACAUACAAGUUCCAUCAUCGGUGAUGUAUAUCAAGGUAGUACAACAUACGUUUUAUUUCUCUGUGUGUAUCUUUGUAAAUAAUAGUACUUUUUUGUGCUUUUUGUUAUAUGGAUUGUUUGUUCUAUUUAUAGUAUGCUUGUGUAUCAUGCAUAUCGUUACAGUUCGGUGAUGAAUGAGUUUGUAAGAUAUAAAAGGUCCACAUUUUAAAGGUGUUCUCUGGUUUUAAGUAAAGUCGUUCCUUUUUUACACUAUGCGACAAGCUAUUAUAUAUGAAGUAAAUACUAUAAUAACAAUAUCUCAUUAACAAUUUAAAUGGCGUUUGGUAACUAUAUACAUUUUUUUAAACUAAUUAUUUGUGUUCCAAUUUUGGAGAAAGAGUACAAAGUGUUUUUAAAUAAUUCGAGAGAUGAAGCUUUUAGAAAUAUUUAGAAAACAAUUGUUUUAAUAGGUUUAGUAAUUCGCAAUGUUUCUUUCCUCGAGAAAUAAUAGUCGCUGUCGAAACGAUUUUUCUAGUAAAUUUAUAAAGUACAGUUGUUAUUUGUAGCUGAUGAUUUAGAUUUUUACAGGGCUUCAAAAGCAAUGUGUUUACGUUCACAUUAAUUAAUGUAUAAUGAAAACUUUCGAGCACUGAACGAGUUUUGUAAUGCAUUAUAGAUAUUUGUAUUUUGGUGCCACAAUCGUUUGAUUAAUGAUAUUCGAUUCGUUUUUUGUUUGUUACUGAAAACGUGUCGAGAUGGUAAUGGACUGAGUACUAUGUAUAUACUCCAUUGAGUUAAAAAGACUCUCCUGAGGAAGUCUGAACUUCAUUUGUCCAGAGUUCUAAUGCUGUUACGAUUUGCAGAUUUAUACAUUCAUUGUAUUACGUUUUACUUUAUUCUUAUUUAUUUGAGGUGAGGAAACAUAUAAAAAAAUUAAUUGUUAUACCACUUUGUAGCUUUAUAAAUGAUACCUGAUCUGACUAGCAAUAGGCUAAGUUGGGUUAAAAUCAUUAGAAUAUGAAAUGACCUAGAUGAUCGACACUCAAUUUGAAUAUAAUUUUGUAGUUCUAGUGGCUGUUUAUUUACGUGCUUUUUUCAUUUUAGCGAGAAUGAAAUUAAUAACGUGUAUGAAAUACCAUUGUAGCAGUGACCUAAGUCUCGGUCUAUUUGUACAAUAAAAUUCAUAGUCAUUUGAUAAAGAACUACGUAGCUAAAGCUAUUUUUACGUACGUCACUUGCCGUAUUUAUUCUUGGCAUAUAGGUUUCAAUUUCUCAGAGAAAGUCGUAUUUAUUUAUUUAUUUUCAAUUACACGAAGACGACAAUUAUAAGAAAAUCAAAUCUGUGUAUUUAAAAAAAGUGAUUUUUUGAGGAAAAGAAAAACGACAAAAUAGCCCAAACUUAAUUUCCUUUUCAGUUAAGUUGAUAAAAAGUAUUGAUCCAAGCUAGGUUUCAAAUAAGUAAAGAGCAAGAGAAGGCAUAUUAUUUACAUUCCUUUAAAUAUGAAGAAAUACUAAAUGAUACUAUGACGUAAAAUACUAUUUCAUGAGAUUUGUUUUACGUUCAUAACUUUUACCUCAAUGACUCAAGUAUUAUUUGAACUCAAAGUUAGCAAUUAACUGCAUGCUAUUUCUGUUAAUAUGAUUAUAUCGUAUGUAUAAAUGACAAAGCGGUGUUACCUCUAGCGUCUUGUUUUGAGUUGUUAUAAUAUUUCCACGUUAGAAAAAUAAUGUUUCAAUUAUUAGUUAUCGGUGAACUUAAUAGACUUAUAAUGGCACUGUUUACUUAUAUAUCAGUUAACCGAUAAUUUGUUGUCGGAGACAGCACAAGUAAAAAGAGCAAAUACUGAUUUUAAAAUGUCUGUAACUCCUGGGUGAAACCUUAAACAGUAGUUUAAAAAGCCUUUGGAUGUCUGUGACUCCCGGUUGAAAUCUUAAACAAUAGUUUAAAAUGUCAUUAAGUGUUUUUAGUUCCUGGUUGAAACCUUUUGCUUCACACUAAUGUCAGAUAGUCGCGCUCACCUUAACUCUCUAGAAACACUCGUUUAUAUUUGUUAGUAGAUAAUUGUUCUACUUAAUUAUCCAUUAUAAUGGUUGAUAAAAAGCAUAUUUGAAGGGUGCUUGGCCUUAAAAUUAAUGUCGGUAAUCAUUAAUAAAGUAAAAUAUAUGGCACCAUAUUUUAUACAACAUAUCAUCUAUCAUCUGCUUAAAUAGCUAUUUAAAUUUACAAACACUGUUUAUGUACAAGUACCUUUAUUAAUAAAAAAAAGAUUCAUUAAAAUUAUUUAUAGCGUAUAACCUCGAAUAAAAUAGGAAAUAAUGUGAAACGUGAGACGUAGGAAAACUGCAAAUUGUUAUAGAGAAACUAUUCAUAUAUCAUCAAUGUUAGUCGAAAAAGAUGAGUAAUCUGUAAAAAUUUAGCGAAAUGGUAAAUAAGAGUAUCAAUCCAAUACCAUAUUUAUGUGAUUAUUACAUUACAUGUCAUAUUACAUGAGUACUGUAAAUUAAUCUAAACCACUACAGUCGAAGAAGACUGUAAAAAGUUUGUUUGCAGAACGACCACACGUUAAUUCCAUGUUAAUUAUUGUUUUAGAAAUAAAUAAUAGCAGCCUAAUUAAAUGUAACAUGGACGAGUGCCUUCGUUGAGUACUUUAAAUUGUAGUAUUUAUCCAAAUACCCGUUAUUUAUGAGAUUAUUUGACUGCAUAGAAAGUUGCUGAAUACAGAUACGACCUCCCAAUGAAAGCCUGUAUUUCUAGAUCUGGGUCAGGCAUUUCAAUAUCUAGCGUUACUUUAGUAUUAAAAAUAUAUAUUGUCUAUAGAGAAACAUGAUAAUUGAAAUAUUUUGAAGUUAGGUGGUUCAUAUGAUUCUACAGGUUAUUCAAAAAACGUUAGUGUCGCAAGUAAAAGCAUCGAUUGCCACUGGUUAAUGCAGAAAUGUGUCCAACAUGGAAUUUUAGCUUUUUAUUUAACAUAAUUUAUUAUAUAUACAUAUUUGUUUUAAUUAAUAAAUCUAAAAAUUUAAAAACUUCAGGAGGCAAUUAAAGGACUAUUUUAGAACUUCUAAUAAACUUCUGAGAUUCAUUUACUCGUUAGUUAUUCAUAGCAUCCAAUUCAAACUUUAAGGAAAUGCCAAUACUUUUGUAGUUAUACAAAAUUAAUCAUAAUUCAGUGUUGUGAAUAUGGUCUUCUGUUAUUAAUCAAUUAACCUUGGUUAUACAGCUCACUGUGCAUAACCCGCGCUAUUUCAUUUGUGAGUACAUCACAGACAUAGGUGUUUUCAUAAUUUACAAUAGAAAACACAAGUAUGUGUAUAUUUGUCCAUUACAAAUUUUUGUUAGGAUAGAUAAAGAAGUAAUCACAAUCAACACUUACGUUUAGCUAUCUUCCAUACUUUUAUUCUACUGGUUUUUAAUAACAAAUGACACUAAACUUCAUGCUCUUUUGUUUUGACACAAAAUUGUAAAUGCAUUCCACUAAAAAUAGUUUAUUUUACAUUUUAUAUGAUAUCAAAUUUUUGUCCCGGUAAUAAUUCACAACAAAGUAUAUUGAAAAUUAAUUGUUUUGUACUUUUUUAUUCUAGUUUUUACAUGAUGAAUUUGUUUUACGCAUAUAUAUAUAUAUAGUAGAGAGAGAGAGUAAGGUUUUAUUAUGUUAUUAUUAAUUUUUCAAAAUGAUGUAAAGAUUGUGUGACAUUUUAUGAUUAUAUUCUUGAUUUUAUUGGAUAUAUUAUAUUGCCAUUCUAUCAGAAUUAGUAUGCAUGAAUCCAAUGCAUUAUUGUAUAUAUAACGAUUGUAUAUAUGACUAUAUAAGUGUAACAAGUUAGAAGAGUUAUAUAAUAUGAUUUAUAUAUUUUGUUUCAGUGAUUUUAAUCUAGCCACACUGGGUUAAAAUGUUUGUUGUAAGAGUUUAUAAGUUAAAGUUAUUUAAUAGUUCUGACACAAUAAUGAUAAAUAUAGAAAACUAGGACAAAACUGUAAACUGUUUAGAUGUUGUGAAUAUGUAAAAUUAUGUAA
Messenger RNA from Limulus polyphemus (Atlantic horseshoe crab), 7402 nucleotides. RefSeq names its product serine/threonine-protein kinase minibrain-like. Gene Ontology annotation, cellular component: nucleus. Lineage: Eukaryota; Metazoa; Arthropoda; Merostomata; Xiphosura; Limulidae. Gene Ontology annotation, biological process: protein autophosphorylation; peptidyl-threonine phosphorylation; peptidyl-serine phosphorylation. The record is from RefSeq and is a predicted model, not a curated record. The coding region runs from base 520 to 1914 and encodes 464 amino acids. Gene Ontology annotation, molecular function: transcription coactivator activity; ATP binding; protein serine/threonine kinase activity. The transcript is spliced from 11 exons.